GGGAUUGGGAUAAUUUUCCGUCUAUGGAUGAUUAUACCUAUGAUGAUGCCGGUUUGGACCCGAUGCCAAAACAUUCCGAGCGUAAAAAGCGUGAAAUUAUUGCGGAGACUACAGAUGGCGUUCCGAUCUAUACACAGUCGUAUGCUGACGCUAGGCAACUCAAUGACAGUGGCAGCAGGAGACGAGUUAAAACAACGCGGAGAAGUCACACGACUGCAGCGCCACUUCCACUGGCGUCUGUACCUGUUAUACAAGCUGGAUAUCAUAAUCCUGCGUGGCCUUCAACAAAUCAAAAACCCGAAUUGAAGCUGUAUGCAGAAUUGGAUAAUAAUCAAGUGUCCAUAACCUCAAAACCUAUCAUAACAAGAUCAUCUAGAGUUAUCGUAACGCCUGAUGUGUCUGAUGUCACUGAAGAACAACAAGUAAAAGCAAGACCGAGGGUUAAAUCAUUGGAAACACGGAGUUAUCAGAGCCAACAAUCAGAUGAAUUGAAUACUUAUAGUAAUAAUGGACGAAAUUAUCGACGACGCAUGCCUGUACAACCAACACAACGUCAACGGGUUGUGGAGAGCUUUGAGGAAGAUGUAGCACCUGUAGUGCCUACAAUUGUGAGACCCACGCGACGUCACAUGCCAGCUGCGCAUUUUCACGGGGAUACAUCCAAAUAUGCUUUGGGUGUGCAUCAGAAUUAUCACGGUAAUGGUCAUUUAAAGCAUUUGGAUAGAACUUAUGUGGAUUGGAUCUCAAGCGAUUGGAUGAAAGACACAAACCAAGAUGGCGUCUUUGAUUUUACAAAUGGUGUGCUUACCAUAAACGAAGACGGUCUUUAUUUUGUUUAUUCACAGAUAUUUUAUGUGGAUGAUCACGACUUGAACGGUUACCACGUGUAUCGCAAUCAAGAAAUGAUUCUCCAGUGUACAACAAUGACGCAUUCGACCACUCGCGUGCGUAAAAGCAACACGUGUUACACGGCCGGCGUGGAGAAGCUUGCUGCUGGCGAUCGAGUCUACGUGCGUGAUUUAUCCAAUGAGCGUUUGUCUUUGUUCGAGAAAGGUAAGAGUUUCUUUGGGGUUUUGAAACUGUCGGAUAUGCGUGUUAAAUAAUACUAAUUUGAUACAAGAAAACAAACAGUAACUGAAAAAAAAGAACAAUUUAAGUUAAUGGUAUAAUGUUUACAUUGUAUUUAUUUUUAUCGAGUUAAUAUUAAUAUUACGAGUGGUUUUGUAUGUAAUAUAUAAUAAACAGUAACAGUAUUUUACAAAUUAAA
This is a messenger RNA of Dalotia coriaria, 1267 nucleotides long. Its product is annotated as protein eiger-like. Gene Ontology annotation, molecular function: receptor ligand activity; tumor necrosis factor receptor binding. Gene Ontology annotation, biological process: immune response. NCBI's taxonomy places the organism in Eukaryota, Metazoa, Arthropoda, Insecta, Coleoptera, Staphylinidae. The record is from RefSeq and is a predicted model, not a curated record. Gene Ontology annotation, cellular component: membrane. The coding region runs from base 24 to 1103 and encodes 359 amino acids. The transcript has 5 exons.